This is a messenger RNA of Rhodotorula toruloides NP11, 3342 nucleotides long. RefSeq lists its product as uncharacterized. Lineage: Eukaryota; Fungi; Basidiomycota; Microbotryomycetes; Sporidiobolales; Sporidiobolaceae. The coding region runs from base 1 to 3342 and encodes 1113 amino acids. The record is from RefSeq and is a predicted model, not a curated record. The transcript has 8 exons.
AUGCCCUCCUCGCCACUCCCGCUCUUCUCUCUCUUCCUCCUCCUCCUCUCCCUCUCCCUCCCCGUCCACUCCCUCCCCUCCGCUACUCCGCCUCAGACGAUGUCGUCCAGCGACGACAAGCGUCGUCUACCGGGUGCGCCGCGCCAGCUCGACGCCUCGUCGUCCGCCGACAGCUCGACCACGACGCCCGCACCCGCACCCGCACCCCUUUCCACCCUCAGCACCACCACUUCCCCCGCCCUCGCGCCCGCAUCGUCUCGCUCGCCGUCGACCACUGCCUCGACUCGCAACCCAGUCCCUCUCCCGCUUCCGGCACCUGCUCCGACUACCCAGCCGACGCCGAGGCUUGCCUUGCCCGCACCUGCGUCGUCGUCGGCGACGCCAAGCGGUAUCGCAGCCGCCAAGGCAGGUUCGCCCGACGAGGCGCCGAAGAAGCAGGCGCUGGACGACUGGUACGGCAAGGCCGCUCCUUCGACGGCAGUCAAGGCGCCUGGUGCGGCUGGGUUCGAAGGCUGGAAGCGCAAGAAGGCAGGACCGAAGCCCGUGCAGAAGCAGAACUUGCACAGCUUCUUCAGCCAGACCGUGUCGAACCUUCAGCCCGCCCAGUCGCCCUCGCCCGCCGCUUCGUCCUCGUCUACGCCCACCGCGACACCUGCAACGGCUCGCCCUACUUCCCAGACCGCACUCGCGUCGUUCAGCUUCACUGCGCCUUCGACGUCGAAAAGCUCACCCCCGAAGUCGCACGCCAGCCCGACUGCCUCGAACACUGCUACGUCUGCUCCUUCGCCCUCGACGAGCGACAAGUCGACCGCGCCCGACGCGAACAGCAGCGCGUCUCGCUCAACCAGCUCGAGGGUGACGGUCGUCGCGAAGAGGAAGAACGAGUCGAGCGGCGUCCAGGCUGUCAGAACCGUUGCUGUUGAGGGCAGAACUGCGAGUAAGGGGAAGGGCAAGGCGAAGCAGGAGGAUGGAGAGAGUGAUGAUGAGGAGAAGGAAGACGAAGUACAGCAGGUCCUUCGCUGGGGACGCUCCACCGACCGCUGGAAAGAGCAACACGACCUCAAGAAGCUGUUCCUCGCGGCGGACGCUGAUGGGUCGCCCGAUGCCUUCUACUCGUUCUGGGACGGUUCUAUCGGCGAGUUCGCUUCAUGGGAGCCGUCGCGCACCAUGACGAGCUUUGACACCUACGUGUCGUCGCCGAAAGACGCCUUGCCCACGCUCGAGGCUAGCGGGACCGGCAAAUCCCUCCUCAAACGCCUCGAGAGCGAGGCCAACAUCUUCCCGAACCUUCACGGCGAGCACCUCAAGCAGAAGUACCUCGAAUCGGUGACCCCCUUCUUCGAGCUGGCGCACCGCCUGAGCAACACGAAGGCGCAGGCGCCGAGGUGGCAUCCCUUGACGCAUCUUUUCGGUGCCUCCGACGCCUCCCUCAAAGCCUUCCUCGACUUGUACUUCGCCUGGAAGGCGCCGCUCGGCGACGAGCUCAUCCUCGCGCAACUCCACCUCGCACACGACCGUCGUCCGCCCUCCUCGCUCCUCAAGAAGCUGCUCAUCUCGUCGGGAGACUCGCGCGUCGCCGCCUUUGGCAUCUACUUCUUCCUCGGCGAAGCAAUCCCACCGCACCUCCUCGCCGUCAACACGCUCCUCCGAUCGAUCUGGCCGCCCGAAUCGAGGCUCGCUGAGGUUACGACGCUGCGUGCGCUCGCCCAAACCAAGGCCGGCGACCCCGCUCGCGACUGGCUCGUGUCGAACCGGCGCGGGACGGACGACAAGGUUGCCGAGUACGACCAGCUCAAGAUGAAGUACGAGGCAGGCGAGAUCCAGUCGGACCUGUUCGAUUACUACGGCUUGUCGCUGUCCUGCACGGAGUUGAGGCCAGGCGAGGCGGGCAUCUUCCACCGGAACUACAUGGAGCUGCGCUGCGACCACUUCGGCGACACUCGCGUCAUGCAACCCUUCUCCGCCUUCACGCGACCCGCCUCAGCCGAGCGCGGGCUCGACAUCUCGGACCGCGUCGUCGCCUUCCCUUCGCUCAUCGUCCCGCCCGACACGCCCCUCUCGCCCGCCCUCUUCACCGCCGUCGUCGUCCACGCUGAGGCUGGCGAGAUCUUCGCCUUCUCCUCUGCGCCGUACGCCCGUCCCGAGGUGCAGGAGCUGCUCACAGCGCAACCCGACCUCACACACCGCAUCCUGCUCCUUCGCCCGUCGCUUGCCGCCCAGAUCGCUCCGCCUACGAGUCUGACGUCCGUCCCUUCGUCGCCUUUCGUCUCCACCAACUCGCAGAUCGGCGGGAAGCACCUCGGCAGUAAGGCGGAUACUCCCGAGGACGCCGUCAUCGAGCGGAUGCACAGGGCUUCCGAGACGCAGCGGAAGGCGGCGGCCGACACGCUGAAGAAGACUGGCGUGCCCCGAGGUGGCGGCCUCCUCAAGUACCAGGCGUUGCAGACGGAGCAGGACAAGGCCGACAACCUGGCGAAGCGGCUCGCGACGAUCCGUGCCCGCGAGCACUUCCACACGCUCCUGCGCGCCCCGCUCGACAAGAUGCUCGCAGGCACACUUAUCCGCCCGAUCAAGCCGACUGGAACGUCCACCCCCUUCCUCACGUACCGGGUCGCGAAGUCGCCGAACGACACCACGAAGAAGGAGCAGCGUAUCACCGUCUCGAGCAAUCCCUUGAAGGAGUGGGGUGCGGACGGUCACUACGGCGUUUCGGUCACCGUCCGACGGGAGUCCGUUCCCGACAGCUACGACUCGAUCAGCUUCCACCGCGUCGACGGGGAGGGCGACUCGGCGACGGUGGGUGAGGUGAUCAAGACGUUCAAGGGCAAGGGUGGCUUGGGCUUCGGCGAGCUGGCCUACUCUCGCCUCUUCGGCAUUCUGCACGCCCAUGUCGACUACGAGGACAGUCUGUCGGCGAUCCAGCGCGCGAAGCGCGAGAUGCUCGUCGAGAGCAGGCGGCGCAGCACCGUCCUCUACAAGCAACGCCUCGCGACCGGCACAGUCCUCCGCUACGCAGGCCCGUCCGCUCCGGACGACAGCACCUCGAACCAGGGUCCGAACAGCGGCGACAAGGCGGACGAGCGCGAAGUCGACGAGACGGACGAGGUCAACUUCGACGAAGCGGGUGAGGAGGCUGCGAUCGACGCGGUCUUCGCACAGGCGCUCCGCGAGGCUGGUCUCGAGGGUGACGACUUCAACGACAUCAUCAAGAAUCUCGAGAAGGGUCAGUCCGACGAGACGCGCGACACCGACCCGGCCACGGAUGCAGAGGUCGACGAUGAAGUUUCGGGAGACGGAGAAGACUCGAGGGGCGCCGGAGGUGAGGAGGACAUGACGGUUUGA